CUCCUCCCGCAGCCACGAUCCGCACCCAGUCGGAGCUGGGCUUGGCACCGGCACCCACUUCUCCCAUCGUGUGCCCAGCGGCUGGCUGUGCAGUGCCGCGCCGUGCCGUGGAGGAGGAGGAGCGGAGCAGCGGCAGCGCUCCCAUCUCCGCGGGCGCGGGCGAGAGCGCGGGCGGGCGCGCAGCCCCCAUGCCCGGUGGGCGCCCCGCCGCCCGCAGCCCGCCCCCCCCCGGCUUGGGAGCAUCCCGCAGGCACUUCGCCGCGGAGGCACCGUCGGCCCUUGGGAUUAAAAUACUCACCGCGCUGGGCAGCCGAGGGAAAGGGGGAGCAGGUACCCAUUAUACCAUUUCUUUGGUGAAGGCUAUUCAGCAGUGGUGACAUCUUCCAAUCAACCACUCUGCAAAUUAUUAUCUCUGGACUCCCAGCUGACACCCUGCCGGAGGCUAGAGCUACUGAGACAACUGGAAUUGUGCCUGCUUUGGUCAAGGUUUUUUCUUUCACCGAGGAAAAAAAAAAAAAAAAAAAAAAAAAAAGAUGAAGUUGGGCAAAGUGGAGUUUUGCCAUUUUCUUCAGAUACUAGCUCUUUUCCUGUGUCUUUCUGGGAUGAAUCAAGCAGAGCUCACAAGGUCCAGGUCAAAGCCCUAUUUUCAAUCAGGGAGGACGAGAACCAAACGCAGUUGGGUGUGGAAUCAAUUCUUUGUGCUGGAAGAAUACAUGGGUACAGACCCACUCUAUGUAGGAAAGCUUCACUCUGAUGUUGAUAAAGGAGAUGGUUCCAUCAAAUACAUCUUGUCAGGCGAAGGGGCAAGUUCCAUUUUCAUUAUUGAUGAGAACACGGGGGAUAUUCAUGCUACAAAGAGGCUGGAUCGAGAAGAGCAGGCCUACUACACACUCCGAGCACAAGCGCUAGAUAGGCUGACUAAUAAACCCGUGGAGCCAGAGUCUGAGUUCGUCAUUAAGAUUCAGGACAUCAAUGACAAUGAGCCAAAAUUUCUGGAUGGUCCCUACACUGCUGGAGUUCCUGAGAUGUCUCCUGUGGGUACCUCUGUGGUUCAAGUGACAGCCACUGAUGCAGAUGAUCCUACUUAUGGCAACAGUGCUCGAGUGGUCUACAGCAUAUUGCAAGGACAGCCUUACUUCUCUGUGGAGCCCAAAACAGGUGUUAUCAAGACUGCCCUUCCAAAUAUGGACAGAGAAGCCAAGGACCAGUACCUCUUAGUCAUCCAAGCAAAGGACAUGGUUGGGCAGAAUGGGGGAUUGUCAGGGACUACAUCUGUAACUGUCACCCUGACUGAUGUUAAUGACAACCCACCCCGCUUUCCACGCAGAUCAUAUCAGUAUAAUGUCCCAGAGUCUUUGCCAGUGGCUUCUGUGGUGGCCAGAAUAAAAGCUGCAGAUGCAGAUGUUGGACCUAAUGCUGAAAUGGAGUACAAGAUUGUAGAUGGUGAUGGUUUGGGAGUAUUCAAAAUUUCUGUUGACAAAGACACCCAGGAGGGAAUCAUAACUAUUCAGAAGGAGCUGGAUUUUGAAGCUAAGACAAGCUAUACCUUGAGGAUAGAAGCAGCCAAUAUGCAUGUUGACCCUCGUUUCCUGAGUCUGGGGCCCUUCAGUGAUAUGACAACAGUGAAGAUAAUUGUAGAAGAUGUUGAUGAGCCGCCUGUGUUUACUUCACGUCUGUACUCCAUGGUGGUGUCUGAAGCAGCAAAGGUUGGCACUAUCAUUGGAACUGUAGCGGCCCAUGAUCCAGAUGCCUCAAAUAGUCCUGUCAGGUAUUCGAUAGAUCGAAACACAGACCUGGAGAGGUAUUUCAAUAUUGAUGCCAACAGUGGAGUCAUUACAACUGCCAAAUCUUUGGACAGGGAAACUAAUGCUGUUCAUAAUAUCACAGUUUUGGCCAUGGAAAGUCAGAAUCCAGCACAGAUUGGGAGAGGCUAUGUAGCCAUCACAAUCCUUGACAUCAAUGACAAUGCCCCUGAGUUUGCCAUGGAGUAUGAGACAACUGUCUGUGAAAAUGCUCAGCCUGGUCAGGUGAUCCAAAAAAUUAGUGCAAUUGAUAAGGAUGACCCACCAAAUGGCCAUCAGUUCUACUUCAGUUUAACAGCAGAGGCAGCAAAUAACCACAAUUUUACAUUGCAAGACAACAAAGAUAACACUGCUACAGUAUUAACCAAAAGAAAUGGGUUUCGAAGACAGGAACAGUCUGUUUUCUACUUGCCAAUAUUCAUAGUGGACAGUGGAUCACCCUCCCUUAGUAGCACUAACACUCUCACCAUCAGGGUCUGUGACUGUGACGCAGAUGGCAUUGCUCAGACAUGCAAUGCAGAAGCUUACAUCUUGCCUGCAGGACUUAGCACUGGAGCCCUGAUAGCAAUAUUGGCUUGUGUCUUGACACUGCUAGUUCUUGUCUUGCUGAUUGUCACCAUGAGGCGACGGAAAAAAGAGCCCCUCAUUUUUGAUGAAGAGAGAGAUAUCAGAGAAAACAUUGUCAGGUACGAUGACGAGGGUGGUGGAGAAGAAGACACAGAGGCUUUUGACAUGGCUGCCUUGAGGAACCUCAACAUCAUGCGGGACACCAAGACCAGAAGGGACGUGACACCUGAGAUUCAGUUCUUGAGCAGACCAACUUUUAAAAGUAUCCCAGAUAAUGUCAUUUUUAGGGAAUUUAUCUGGGAAAGACUAAAAGAAGCUGACGUGGACCCCUGCGCGCCACCCUACGACUCCCUGCAGACGUAUGCAUUUGAGGGGAAUGGUUCGGUGGCAGAGUCACUCAGUUCUUUAGAUUCCAUCAGCUCAAACUCUGACCAGAACUAUGAUUACCUCAGUGACUGGGGCCCUCGUUUUAAAAGGCUUGCAGAUAUGUAUGGGACUGGACCAGACUGCUUAUACUCCUAGCCUUGGAACCUUUCUCUGAAAAUGCACUGAAGAAUAUUAAAACAGAAAACUCAACCUGACAGACUGAGGAAAGUUGUAAAUAUUUCUCCAUUUUUAAAAUUUUAGGUUUUUUCCUUUUUUUUUUUUUUUUUUUUUUCUUCUUUCCUUUGUGGAACAUAUCUUCAUUAGACCUGUCCUAGGGACUGCACUGACCACACAGAAUAUGAGCGUUUGGUGGCAUUUUUGAUAAAAUGAAAUGCUCGGCCACGUUCAAAUAGAUAGCAACCCUCAAAUACCUGCAGAGGCAACUCACUUUCAAGAGUAUGUUAUACAGUCACCUCAGUGAGCUGGUGAUACUCUGUAGAUGCCUUCACAGUUUUACUAUAUUGAGAAUGCAGAGUCUCUGUUUUAAGAAGAAAUAAAUUUUCAAAUAUAUAACUAAAUACAAUAUCAAUUAAAAUAUUACAGUUCAUGGUAUUUACACAGGCAAAGGUUUUUUAGCAAAUUUUCUUUACUGUGUGCAUACAGCUUACUAGAACAAAAGCAGGAGAACUGAUGAAAACAAACAAAAGCCCAGGAAAUACAUUUUUUGUGUUUCUCCCUGUUUGUUUUCAUAGCUAUUUAAUUAGAAAUAUCUCUAACUUUCUGGGUAGUUUUUGAGAAAAUAUUGUUUUUACUAAGAAA
Poecile atricapillus (Black-capped chickadee) is the source of this 3554-nucleotide messenger RNA. RefSeq names its product cadherin-7. Gene Ontology annotation, biological process: cell morphogenesis; calcium-dependent cell-cell adhesion; homophilic cell-cell adhesion. Gene Ontology annotation, cellular component: adherens junction; catenin complex; plasma membrane. The coding region runs from base 534 to 2891 and encodes 785 amino acids. The transcript is spliced from 12 exons. Lineage: Eukaryota; Metazoa; Chordata; Aves; Passeriformes; Paridae. Gene Ontology annotation, molecular function: cadherin binding; calcium ion binding. The record is from RefSeq and is a predicted model, not a curated record.